AUGUCGCUGAAGCAGAACUGCCGGGAGCGGCUGUUCAACGUGAUCGAGAAGAUCACCCAAGUGAGCAAGUACGUGAUCAUGGUGGUGGACCCGAGUGCUCAGCAAGUGCUCUCCAUGAUUUGCAAGAGCGAGGAGUUGUUGGAACGUGGUGUGUCCCUCGUGGAACAGAUUGACGCUAAGCGAAACAAACUACAAGAUUUCGAUUGUAUGUAUUUCCUGACUUCAAAAUUGGAAAUCGUUGAGAGGAUGUUAGAAGACUUCAAGGAUGAGCAAAAUGCAAUGUACAAAAAUGUCCACAUUUUAUUUACUUCCAAUGUUGGAAAAAAAAAUAAAGAAAUUUUAAACCUGCUAGCAACUAGCGAUUUUUUAUUGAAGAGGAUGAAAACAUGUGCAUGCUUCAACAUUUCGUUCUUUGCAUUUGAAAGUAGAAUAUUUUAUUUGGACCAUGAAUUAAAUUUAUAUGAUUUUUAUCCUGUAAAGGAUUCAAACAUGUUAGGAGACCUUGCGUUGGAGUUACUUUCUGUUUGUGCUUGCUUGAAGAGUAAUCCUCUUGUACGUUAUCACAAUUCUCCUUUGUGUAGAAAAUUUGCACACACAUUUCACACCUGUGUUAGUGACUCGAAUAUUCUGAACAAGUCAGGUGGAAACGAUGAAGACGUCUUGUUAAUUUUGGACCGUUCAAUUGACUGUUCCAUUUUGUUUGCACACGAUUAUGCAUACCAGAGUCUCUGUUAUGAUGUGCUACGGAUCAGGACACAUCAGGGGAAGAAGACUAAACCAGGGGUGCAUAAUGAAGGGGGAGGUGCUGACCAAGGAGAGGAUGCACACACGGUUUGUUUCGAAAUUACAAAUAAUGAUAAAAGGAAAGAGAUUAAGAAAGCGACGCUAUCGGAGGAAGACAAUCUGUGGACCAAGUACAGACAUACACACAUUCAAGAUGUAAAUGAAAUGAUAAAAAAUGACAUUACCUCCUUUACUGAAAAAAAUGCAGUAGCAAAAAUUAAAAAAAAAAAUGUAUUAAACCCAAAUGAAGCACUACAUGCUUUGCGAUCCCUUCCUCAAUACGAAAACAUGAUUGAGAAGUACUGGCUACAUGUGUACUUAUGUGAUAACUCCUUUCAAAUUCUACAAAAGAAGAAUAUUGUGCAGGUCGGUAUGGUGGAACAGGAUGUGUGUUGUAAUGUGGAUACGUACGGGAAGGAAUUGACACACACCAAGAAUUGCAAAAGUGUUAUGUCCAUCAUAACGAGUAAUGAUUAUGAACAAGAGGAAAAGGCGAGACUUCUUCUUCUUUAUUUUAUUAAUUAUGAAAAUGUAAGUGAGUUGGAUAAAGCAAGACUUAUUGAGUCAUCCCAACUUGGUCUCCUCAUGGAAAACUUCAUUGACCAUUUUUUAAAUUUAAAAAUACAUCAUGAUACAUGUAAUCAUGUGGAGAAACACACAGGAGAAGAAAACUCCUCGGCGACGUGUAAAGUUUCUCACGUGUUGGAAAAAAAUAAAAAAAAAAUUAAACAUUACAAAAAUGUUGCAAAGAAUGCAAAAUAUGAACUAAGUCGAUAUGAACCCAACAUCAGAGACAUCAUCAUGGAGUUACAUGAGGACACUCUACACAAGGGACAGUUUCCAUUUGUUCAGGAUAACAACCGGGGGUCCCCUCACCAGGUAAAAGAGAUGAACGCCUCAGAAGGGAAGAAGCCGGCAAAUGUCACUAGGGGAACUGUGUGGGGAUUCAAGUCGGCGGAAAGGAAAGAUGCCACACAAUCGGGGAGUAGAAAAAAAAUUAUCAUUUUCAUCCUUGGAGGGAUUACUUUUCCUGAAAUUAGGCAAGCGUACGAGUUGUCUGAGCAGCUGGGCGUGGACGUGUAUUUGGGCGGAACGUCUCUGCUCACCAGUGAGGUCCUCUUCCAGCAGUUUAGGCGCUUCCCCGGCGGGUAG
Plasmodium fragile is the source of this 1935-nucleotide messenger RNA. RefSeq lists its product as uncharacterized. The transcript has a single exon. Gene Ontology annotation, biological process: vesicle-mediated transport; intracellular protein transport. The record is from RefSeq and is a predicted model, not a curated record. NCBI's taxonomy places the organism in Eukaryota, Apicomplexa, Aconoidasida, Haemosporida, Plasmodiidae. Bases 1 to 1935 code for a protein of 644 amino acids.